This is a messenger RNA of Cladophialophora psammophila CBS 110553, 2397 nucleotides long. RefSeq lists its product as uncharacterized. The record is from RefSeq and is a predicted model, not a curated record. Lineage: Eukaryota; Fungi; Ascomycota; Eurotiomycetes; Chaetothyriales; Herpotrichiellaceae. Bases 1 to 2397 code for a protein of 798 amino acids. The transcript is spliced from 2 exons.
AUGGCCACUCCUCGCCGUCGCUCAGCUCGAUUGAGCAAGGCGGCACAACAACAGCAUCCCUCUCCUCGCAAGGGGAUUUCCACCGCGCAGCUUGAAUCUCUGGUAGAGAGAGAUGAAACUCCAGAAGUCGGCGAGCCACAAUCCAUCGCCAAUGUGCUUGCAACCCCGGCGUCGUCGGCCAUGAUCAAGUCACAUCUGUCCAAACUGUCUGGUCUGAAGACCCCUCGGACGGAACCGCAAGCCGAUCGCGGUGAAAUGCACCCUCAACUCCUUCACCAGACAACCACCAAAGCACCGGAUUCCGGCCUCAAGAUGGGGUUUGUCGAUGUGCCUGCCCAUCCUCCUCGUUCCAUCGCAAGUGCCCAGAAUACCCCGUCAAAAGCCCGUCUGAACACCCCUGCAAACCUGUCUUCUACUGCGUUCGACUUCGAUUUCGGCUCUGAAUCUCAGCUGAGCAGUGAGGCACAAAAGCUCAUGGACAAUGUUCGAGAAGAGGCGGCAAGAAUCAAGGCUCAGAUGCGCAUGGAGAGAGAAGUCCAGAAGAAAAAAGAUGCAGAGGCUGAAGAUAUCUUCAGCAGCACCAAUGCCGCUGGAAGGAAAAUCGCGAAACCGAAGGGGAAAGCAGGAAGAUUCAGCGACAUCCAUAUGGCUCAAUUCAAGAAGAUGGACUCAAUAGCCAAUCACCCAUCAGCUUUCAGAGCGAAGCCAGGCUUUGCCCAGCCUACAGCUCAAUCACUGAAGAGAAGCGGUUCCAAGGCCGGUCUCGACGAAGCCGAUCGACCUCGAACUGCUGGGAAGGGCACUCCUGGUCGAAAGCCACCUCCUUUCCUUGGUCGGCCCACCUCUAUCAGUCCUUUCAAGUCCAUUCCGGCGCAACAGGAGCGCGUCGAGUCCACCGCGCCUGCCAAACGUGCUCGACGCUCCGAACUCCAUGACGUAUCUGCCAGUCGACCAUUGGACCAGCCCUUGUCAGCCCGCCCUUCGACUUUACCACGGCCUGUCUCAAGCAACCUUCUAUCGCCUACCAAAGCUUCUAUGGCUAGAGCGACAACAAGUCAGAUUCCAAUUGCCACGCCCAACAAAGUGGCUAAACUUACCCGCACCACUUCAGCGAAGUCCCUGCGAGCCACAUCAACUGCACUAAAUAAUAGACCUUCUACCUCGUAUGGAGAAUGCGGCACUAAAUCUUCGUCCGGGCUGCAACAAAAGGAAACCUUACAGGCUCAAAGACCUCUUCCUCCACUGCCACGCGAGGCGCGUUCAUCAUCAGCUCUCAACAAUGAGUCGCUAUCAAAGCCAGUCACCGAGAAUGCCGCGACAACCAGUGGCCCAAGCUUUUCUUCCAGACUUCCAAAAUUCUCCAGUCUGAAAUCCAUUCUCCGAUCUGGACGCAAGACCGAUAUUGGACCGUUGAUCGAGGAGAGGCAAGCAACACCUAAGCGUCCUAACACUGCGACAUCCACGAAUGGCUCCCUCAAGAAAGUUGAUUUCACUCCUAGUGUCAAGUCUAGGUAUGCUGUCAAAUUGGCCGCUGGAAGUCCUAGUCCGGCUAAAUUGCCGCAACUCAGCCCGGGGAAGCCGAUUGCACCAGUCGUGCCCUAUGACCCGGCUGCUUACACUGUCGAAGACGACGGUGCUUGGGAGGAUGCAUCAAGUGAAAUUGAGUACCCUGCGUUACCAGAUCCAUCCUCGAGCCCAGCUGCCCUUUCCAAGGUCGACAAUGCGUUUGCUGAAAAGGCCAAGGAACAUAACCGGCGCGAGUCAAAAGAGUUCAAGUCCAUAUUUACAACUUUGCAUCACCCUUCGCGUUCUAGUGUCCCUUCGACCCUGACGUCUGUAAACACUAUAGUCAACAAGGCUGAUCCGACCCCUCAUGCCCACAAGAUUGCUAGGUCUCCUAGCAAUAUGAGCUUCUUAAACCCUUCCCCGUCCACCAUCCGUCGGGUCCGUUCUUCCGGUGUUACAGAUGUUAUCCAACCAUUCGAAGAUGCGGACGUCAAGACCGUACCACACGGGUUGCCGGGCAAGAAGCGUCGACGAGCUAUGUCUGAUGAUCACCAGAGUACGGAUGAAGAAGACGGCAAAGAGAACCGGCGUGUGUCAGUUAUGCCCAGUCUCCCUGGCGGCUGGCACGACAGCUCUCGAUUCGGCGACGAACAUAAACAAGAGCAAGACGAAGGCGAGAAGCGAGGUGGAAAGCGGGCACGGACCGCGCCGGCAACAGGAGACUUAUCGGACAGAACGGCGAUGGGAUUGACGGCGAGUCCGGUGAAGAAACCAAGACAAAGUUCUGCGCGUGAGAUGGCGAAGCAGAACGCAAAAGAUCGCAAGACUGGUCGAGGGAUUUUGAGUCUCAGCCGCUUGAACAUGCUUGCUCGGCCUAAGCAGAGAGGUUGA